GGGUCCGUCAGCAUCGGGUUUGCCCCCGACGCGCUUAUCACCGACGGCGAGGGCGUAUCACGCGGGCAUCGGCGACGUCAAGAGAGCGAUCUUCAAGAAUCCGUGAAAAUUGGUGCAAGCAAAACCGCGUUUCGCGGCACGUCAAGACAAGAAUAGUCUCGUUACGAUGUAUAAAACUCGGACAACCCACUGUCGAGUUACUCAACGGGACGCCCUCCUGCAUUGGAUCUAAUCCGUACUAGCCAUGCUUGCGAAACUAGGCGCGCUGUUCUUGGCCUCCGUAGCAACACUCGUCGCCGCCACCCCAGCCCCGGGCGGCUCGACGAAUGAUGUGCUCAGCCCGAGUGUGAAGCGUCAAGCCCGACAUGCCAUUGCACCCAAGGUGUUCAUCAUCAGCAUGUUCGCUCCUGAAGCCGAAGUCUGGUACGGGAUACCAGAGUUCAACCUCCUCGAGCGCAACAUCACCGUUCCGGGCUUCUCUCCGCUAUUCCCGCAAGCUCAGUGCACGAUGAACGGCGAGAUCUGCCAACUCGUCACUGGGGAAGCUGAGAUCAACGCGGCGGUCACUGUAGGCGCACUCGUGGCGUCACCCGAAUUCGAUCUCAAAUCUACUUAUUUUUUCAUCGCUGGCAUCGGCGGAGGCUCUCCGCUCCGGACGACCACCGGCAGCGCCACGUUCGCCCGAUAUGCAGUCCAGGUCGCCCUUCAAUACGAAAUCGACCCUCGGGAUUUGGGGCUGAAUGUCAGCACCGGUUACUUCCCGUUCCACACGAACGCGCCCAACAUGUACCCGCAAGAGUGGUACGGCACGGAGGUGUUCGAGGUCAACGACGCGCUCCGUAAAAAGGCUGUCAGCUUUGCCCGGAGGGCGACUCUGGUUGACAGUGCUGCGGCAGCGUCUUACCGUGCCAACUACGCCGCCAACGCGUCCUACGGUCCAGCGAUCCUUGGUCCUUCGGUUCAAGAGUGCGAUGUCGCCACGUCCGACGUAUACUACAGUGGCGACAUUCUUAGCAGCAACUUCGAGAUAUACACCUCGGUCAUCACUAAUGGCACGGGUGUGUACUGUUCCUCGGCCGAGGAGGACAACGCGACGUUGGAAGCGCUCAUGCGUGGCGCUAUGGCUGGCGUGCUCGACUUCGGGCGCAUCAUUGUCAUGCGCACGAUUUCCGACUUUGACCGGCCAUACCCUGGCGAGGACCCUUUAUUCCAUUUGGUGUCGGCGAACUCGGGUGGCUUCGACAUCGCGCUCGCGAACAUAUACAAAGCUGGUGUCCAGGUCGUGCAAGGCAUCCUUUCUGGCUGGAAGUCCGAGUUCGAGAAAGGCAUCAAGCCUACGAACUACAUCGGCGAUAUCUUCGAGACGCUAGGUGGCACAGCCGACUUCGGCCCGGGUAAAACAGCUGCCUCAACUGGAGUGUCGCUCCGAAGGCGGGGACUGGGAUACCGUAGGCGCUGA
Molecule: messenger RNA, 1459 nt
Organism: Punctularia strigosozonata HHB-11173 SS5
Lineage: Eukaryota; Fungi; Basidiomycota; Agaricomycetes; Corticiales; Punctulariaceae
Product: NUP-domain-containing protein
Exons: 7
Coding region: 245-1459 (404 amino acids)
Biological process (GO): transmembrane transport
Cellular component (GO): endoplasmic reticulum
Source: RefSeq, a predicted model, not a curated record